UUCUUCAAUAUAUAUAUAUCUGUUUCAUGGCUGAAAAUUACCAUUAUGCCACUUAUUUCAUACUACUACUAAUAACCAUAACCAAUUUAACAUCCACCUUAGGAAAAAUCGAAAAAUGGAAAACUGUAGUACCACGAGAGCAUACCAUAAUUGUUAACACUACUAUAUCCAACAAAUUCCAUAACGACCUUAAAACAAUCCAAGUUGCUUCCAAUGACUAUGGAAACAUCAUCCACGAAUUACCAUUAGCAGUGUUUCAUCCAUCUUGUAUACAAGACAUAGCAACCUUAAUCAAAAUCUCAUACAAUAGCUCUGUUCCUUUCACUAUAGCAGCCAGAGGCCAAGGUCACUCCACUAGUGGACAAGCCAUGGCACGUGAUGGUGUUGUAGUUGACAUGGCUAGCUAUAGAAAACAGAGAAAUGGGGGUGCAAUUAGUGUUUCUGAAGACCCUUUGAUUGGUUACUAUGUUGAUGUUGGUGGAGAACAACUUUGGAUUGAUGUUUUGUAUGAAACGUUUGAACAUCGACUUGCACCUGUUUCUUGGACCGAUUAUCUUUAUCUAACGGUUGGAGGGACACUUUCUAAUGCUGGAAUUAGUGGACAGACAUUUCGCUAUGGACCUCAAAUCACCAAUGUUCAUGAAAUGGAUGUCAUUACGGGAAAAGGAGAUUUGGUAACGUGUUCUUCUAAGAAGAAUUCAGAGUUAUUUCACGCGCUUCUUGGAGGCUUAGGACAAUUUGGGGUUAUAACAAGGGCAAGAAUUUCUCUUGAACCAGCUCCCACAUGGGUUAAGUGGGUGAGAGUGCUUUAUAGUGACUUUUCUGAUUUUACAAAAGAUCAGGAACGAUUAAUAUCGAUCGAUGGAAGUACAAAAAAUAUUGAAUUGGAUUUUUUGGAAGGAAUGCUGCUAAUGCAACAAGGAUCCAUAAAUAAUUGGAGAUCCUCUUUCUUCCCUCUAUCUCACCAUUCUAGAAUAUCCUCUUUAAUAACUAAGCAUAACAUCCUCUACUGUCUUGAAUUGGCUAAAUAUUAUGAUCAUCAAUCCGAGAAAAUGGUCGACAAGGAAAUUCAAGUUUUACUUCAAGGAUUAGCUUAUAUCCCUGGACUACAUUAUGAGAAAAAUGUGUCAUAUGUUGAGUUCUUGAAUAGAGUCCGAAGUGGAGAGUUGAAACUUCAGUCACAAGGACUCUGGCAUGUUCCUCAUCCAUGGCUUAAUUUGUUUGUACCAAAAUCUCAAAUCUUGGAUUUUAAUUCAGGUGUAUUCAAUGAUAUAAUUCUUAAAAGAAACAUCACUAGUGGAAUUGUCCUGAUUUACCCCAUGAAUAAAAGCAAGUGGGAUGAUAGGAUGUCAACAAUUACACCAGACGAGGAUGUUUUCUAUGCGGUUGGAUUUUUACACUCAAGUGCGUUUAAUAAUUGGAAAGCAUAUGAUGCUCAAAACAAAGAAAUAUUGAAGUUUUGUAAUGAUGUUGGCAUUAAGGUUAAGCAAUAUCUUCCCAACCACAGCACAGAGGAACAUUGGAAAAACCAUUUUGGCACUAAAUGGAGGACUUUCUUGGAAACAAAACUUUUGUUUGAUCCGAGAAUGAUUCUAUCACCUGGACAAAAAAUCUUCAACGACAAUACCAAUAAAAUCUGUUAUAGUCCAUAUGAAUAGAUGAAUUUUUUUAUAUAGUUCCUGGAUUAGGAUCCUCUCCAUUGUACUUUUCAUUUCAUUUUCUCUCUCAUGUUAGAUGGUUGAGAUUCCACUAGAGAAAAAUUGAAAAAAAUCUUUAUAGAGAUAUGAUCCAUUUACAUUUUUACUACGAUAUAGGUUUAUACAAGAUCUACUUUAGAUAUGUUAUAGAUUGUUAAUCAUAUGUACAUGGGGCAUAAAUUUUUUAAGAAGCAAAAAUGUAUUAAUAAAAAAAUA
This is a messenger RNA of Cicer arietinum (chickpea), 1913 nucleotides long. RefSeq names its product cytokinin dehydrogenase 3-like. NCBI's taxonomy places the organism in Eukaryota, Viridiplantae, Streptophyta, Magnoliopsida, Fabales, Fabaceae. The record is from RefSeq and is a predicted model, not a curated record. Gene Ontology annotation, biological process: cytokinin metabolic process. Gene Ontology annotation, molecular function: cytokinin dehydrogenase activity; FAD binding.